This is a messenger RNA of Fibroporia radiculosa, 1041 nucleotides long. RefSeq lists its product as uncharacterized. The record is from RefSeq and is a predicted model, not a curated record. Bases 1 to 1041 code for a protein of 346 amino acids. Lineage: Eukaryota; Fungi; Basidiomycota; Agaricomycetes; Polyporales; Fibroporiaceae. The transcript has 4 exons.
AUGUCCAAUUCGUCAAAUCCUUAUGCGCCUGACGAAUCCUCGUCGACAAUUGUCGACGAGGAGACUUGGCUGCAGGGUGCGCUACUCUCCAACAUUGCAUAUGGCGUCGUGCUUGCGCUCUAUGUGAUGUGCGUCGCAAAACUCGUGCGGCAGCUAAAGCAAUACAACUACAUGCGCCCACUUGGACUGUUUGCAUAUGCGACGGUCAUAUUCAUCAUCAGCACGCUUUUCAUGGGUAGCCAAGUCAAAUUCAUUCAGCUCGCAUUUAUCGAGGACCGCAACUUCCCUGGUGGGCCGAACGCGUAUGUCGAGGACGAAUUCUCGAACCCUACCGACGAGAUUGCCAACGUGUGUUUUGUGGUUGGAAAUUGGAUCAUGGAUGCAUUCCUGAUUUGGCGGUUGGUAGUGAUCUUCAAGAGCUUGGGGCGUAUGUGGGUUAUUCCAUUGGCGACUGGGUUGUCUAUUAUGCUCGCUGCUUCCGUGUCGCUUGGUAUAUCGCUGCUCGUUCAGAUGACCGGCUCCUCGCCAUUCGACUACGUCAAUAUCACGUUGGGUUACUACGUAAUGUCCCUCGCGUUGAACGUUGUCGCGACCUUCUUCAUUGCGGGGCGAUUUCUCGUGUGCCGAGCACGUGCGGCACGACUGGGAUCCGAACAUGCAUCACGCUACACGGGGUUCGCGGCAGUUUUCAUUGAGAGCGCUGCACUCUUCGCUAUCUUCGCCAUUCUGUUCAUCGUACCGUUCGGCAUUGGGAAUAAUCUUGCAAACGUCUUCAUCGAGACGGUCAGCCAAGUUCAGGUAGUUGCAUCGCUGCUGAUAGUGGUCCGCAUCGCCUCAGGCGAAGCAUGGACGGAGCACACUGCUUCGCAGAUGUUCCUCACAGAUCCUGAAUCCGAUCCCGACACCGUUCGCAUGCAAAAAUUGACCAGCCUCCAGUUCAACGCGAUGCAGUCCGCCGUACCUGAGGACGACGACGGCAAAGCGUCCACGCAGGGAGAAAGUACGCAUGGACGUGUUACGAGUGGAGAUAACAUUGUAUGA